Polychytrium aggregatum is the source of this 2736-nucleotide messenger RNA. RefSeq lists its product as uncharacterized. Gene Ontology annotation, molecular function: GTPase activator activity. Gene Ontology annotation, cellular component: cytoplasm. Gene Ontology annotation, biological process: signal transduction; regulation of small GTPase mediated signal transduction; regulation of actin filament polymerization. The record is from RefSeq and is a predicted model, not a curated record. The coding region runs from base 1 to 2736 and encodes 911 amino acids. NCBI's taxonomy places the organism in Eukaryota, Fungi, Chytridiomycota, Chytridiomycetes, Polychytriales. The transcript has 11 exons.
AUGUCGGCCCCGUCGGCUCCUCUGGCUCCCUCGGCCCCAUCGGCUCCCUCAGAGAAGAGGCAUCGGAACCAAAAGUACUGCAAGAUAUGCGCCAAGCCCAUCGACGGCCAGUUCGUCCGUGCCUCCAGCGAAAACUACCAUAUCGACUGCUUCAAAUGCGAGGACUGCUCCCAGGUCGUGGCUGAAAAGUUCUUUGGCCUGAAGGGCUCGGACGGACGGAUGCAUGUAUUCUGCGAACGAGACUACUUUCGGCGUCUGGACCUGCUCUGCGCAAAGUGUGGCGAGGCGAUGCGUGGCCCCCAUAUCAGCGCCCUCAACAAAAAGUUCCACAUGGAGCACUUUACAUGCUCCGUGUGUCCAAAGAUCUUCCGCCAGCGGGAUUGCUACUACGAGCGGGACGGCCAGAUCUAUUGCCAGGAACACUACUCCAAGAGCUUUGCGGCGAGAUGCGGCGGAUGCCGGACCUUUGUUCUCAAGAACUUUGUCGAAAUCACCAAGAACGAGAUUACCGAGCACUGGCACCCGGACUGUUACAUGAUCUACAAGCUUUGGAAUGUCAAGCUGGCGUCCAUCACUGAUUCGGAAGCUGACCCCGACAGCCAAGUCGUCGACUCGGUGCAGCAGGAGGCCAUCUUCGAAAAGGUUCGCAAGAUUCUGACGGUGCUCUCGACCUUUGAGGACUCGGCAGCCGAGUGCAUUACCGGGAUCCUGCUGAACGUCACCAACGAAAACUACCGAAACGGUGUGAUCCACGCCGGCAAGUUCAUUUCCCACAUCGACGCCCUCUUCGAGGGCCUGGAUGAGAUCGAAAACAAGCUGCAGGGCCACAGCGACUCGACGGGCCUGUCGCACGAUGCCGAGCCCAAGCAGCUUGUCAAGCGCAUUUCCUUUUUCCUCUCGCUCCUGAGCGUCGCGCCGUCGCAGCGUCGGCAGCAGGUUGCCCAGGAGAUGGUCCGUCUCGUCACCAGUCUGGCACAGAUGCUCAAGAUCCUGAUCCGCGCGGCCCUUGAUGGCGCCCUCAGACUGGAGCGAAAGUACAACGAGCCCGUCACGGUCGAUCGCUUUUUGGACCGCCUUAUUGCCCUGGGCGACAUCCAGGACGAAACCGAGGCCCAACGGCUGUACCAGCAGAGCCAGCAGCCUCGAAUGGUCGAUACCUGCACGCUGUGCUCCAGCACCGUCGAAGAGGCUUGUCCGCAGCGGAAAGGCACGAUGCGAUGGCAUCCGAUCUGCUUCCACUGCAGCGUCUGUCGGGUGUCGCUAACGGAGCAGCUUCGGGAUGCAGCCUGUCAGCCCGAGACCGGUGCCCUGUUUUGCCUCACCCACGCUCCCAAGAACGUCGUGCGGGACAUUACUUCCAUCACCCAGCUCCAGCAGUUCAACUUUUCGCUGCGCUGUGCGCUUCAGCGACUGUGCGAGAGCCAAAGCAUAUCCUUCUACAAAUCGCCAUCGCUUGGUGAGCUAUCUCACGAUGAGCCACCAAAGAUCCAGAUCGUGCCGUCGGCGCCGCCCGUCGAGUAUGAAGACGAGGAGUACAUUCCCAACGACAUGAUGGGUGUGUCUACCCCCAAGGCCAAGGCUCUUACCAACGGCGAGGUCGAUGAUAGUGCUGCAAUCUCGUCGUCCCAAGUCGGCGGGCUCCAGGUGGCCGCCGAGAACGGCACCCAUCACUACCCCGAUGUUCGGCCCGCAAUCGGCCGCACGCUGUCGCAGUACCGACGAUCUCACAACAUCAACAACGGCAACAUUUACAUUUCGGAGCUGUCCGGUCUCGAGGCCCUGCAGCUCGAGACUCACGCGCUUGAGAGGCUGAAGGAGUUCCUGCCCGACGAGGUUGCUGCCUACCGCCAGUUUUUGGAUUCCAAGAAGGGGGGUGGCGUCUGGUCCCGGAUGACCUCGGCGCUCAAGCCCAAGCAAAAGCAGAAGGAAGUCAAGGUCGACGGCACGUUCGGAGUCGCCCUCGACAUUCUGGUCGAACGCAACGGUGUCGACACUGACCUUGGUGAUCGCACCUCUAUUCGCAUUCCUAUCAUCAUGGAUGCUUGCAUCAGGACCCUGCUGAACAUGGAUCUGCAUGUCGAGGGCAUCUUCAGAAAGAACGGCAACAUCCGCCGGCUGACAACCCUCCACGAGAACCUCGAUCGCGAUCCGCGCAACAUUGAUCUCAGCCAGGACCAUCAGAUCCAGAUCGCGGCGCUGAUGAAGAAGUUCCUGCGCGAGUUGCCCGAGCCGUUAUUGACCUACAAGCUCCACAACCUGUUUGUCGCGACACAGAAGCUGCCGUCCGAGACCAACCGCUACAAGACGCUGCAUUACGUGUGCUGUCUCCUUCCCAAGCCCAACCUGGACCUCCUUUCGGUUCUCGUGUGGUUCCUGGGCCACGUGGCCUCUCACUCCGAGGUGGCCGAGCCUCAGAAUCCGGACGCCAUUGCCCUCCAAGACAUGAGCGUCUAUGUCGAAAAGACUGGCGGCAACCGCAUGAACAUCAAUAACCUGGCGACAAUCAUUGCCCCGAAUCUGCUCAAGUCAUCCAGCGGCAACCCCCUGGACGACGACCCGAUAUCGUCGGUGCAGUGCCUAAAGAUGAUGAUCAAGCAUCAGAAGCAUCUCUGGGUGGUUCCGAGCGAUCUCAAGGCCAUUAUCGAUCCCGAGGGAGCCAGCACGCUGAGCGACAAGCAGAGCGGAACCAGCAUCUACCGACAUACGAACCGAGGCUACGGCAAGGUCGAACCCUAA